Messenger RNA from Linnemannia hyalina, 3558 nucleotides. The record is from the annotation of a GenBank genome assembly. NCBI's taxonomy places the organism in Eukaryota, Fungi, Mortierellomycota, Mortierellomycetes, Mortierellales, Mortierellaceae.
AUGUCGUCACAACACCACCAUUCUGACAGUCUAGGGCUCCAGCCCCAGGAACCAGCACACCAUCAUAACCACAACCCUACAUCCCCUAUAUCACCCACCCGCGCCUACUUCCCUCCCAACAAGACCGCCCCCGCAUCAAUACCGCAAGUCCUCUCGGCCUCCCUCGUUGCCUCCCUCGCUUCCAAGAAGGCUGCUUACAUCAACCAUCCAUCCAUCCAAAAAGUCAUCGCCAGCCAUACUAUCACUAAACAGCAGGAAGCUAACGCUCCAGAUUACGACGAAACCAUCGCCAAUAUACCCGAUCUGGACCUGUUACCCCCUCCCCCAGUUUAUGACAUUGUCAACUGCUCGACCUCCCAAACUUUGCUCUUGGUCUCGUCACUUAUCAACACCAUCCUUGCAGUCAACGACCGUCUUGCUUGCCCCAAGAUCACCCUCUUCCACUCUCGAGCUAUCCCUAAUAUCUCGAUCGAGGCAUAUCUGUCAAGAAUACUUCAGUAUGCGCCCUUCCAGAAUGAGGUUCUCCUGAUUAUCCUCCUCUACUUUGACCGUAUUGGGGGAGGAUGCAAGCCGACCCAGGUCUUGACCAACACCAUCCCCAAAAGCCUUCUUCGCCAGGCCUCCCUUUCGUCUGAGGAUAUUAGCCAGCUCACCGCCCCCAAGACUGAGCCAUCGAUACCAGGAGACUACUUUCGCAACGCAGACGAGAAGGCCAAGCAGGGAAGAGGAGGAGGAUCAGGAUUGACGACAUCGGAUGCAGACAGCGAUAUCCUGGAUGAGGAGGAGCCUAUUGCGGACGAGAUCUACACGUCGUCGUCCGAGUCGCCUGUGGGAUCGAAGCUUAUUAUCAACAGCUUCAACAUCCAUCGUCUGUUGAUUACCAGUAUUCUUGUAGCCUGCAAGUUCUCGUCGGAUGUGUUUUAUCCCAACGUUCGUUAUGCCCGAGUCGGUGGUCUCCCACUGUCGGAACUCAACCAGCUCGAACUAGAGUUCCUCUUCCUCUCCCAAUUCGAGCUCAACACAACAGAGUCGGAACUCCAGACAUACGGGAACAAACUCCUCAUGUACCACCAACGCCUCAACGGGACAGAACGAGCCGCCUACGACGCCAUCACCCCUGCCAAGGGCGAGUAUGUCCGUCUCAACGAGAAGAACCAGAUCCUGGCCGACAUCAAGCCCGCCCAUCCUUCUCAUCCUCCCCCACCACCAAGAAUCCAAACCUCUGAUCUCUCCCAGCCUCAACAACCCCAGCCUCAGCCUCAGCCUCAGCAUCGCCCUUCAACAGAGUCCGAGCCUCGACCUUUUGUCUCGAAUGGUCCCUACCGUGACAGCAAAGAGUUCAUCGUAGACGACGAUGAGGUCAUGUCGGAAAGGGCGGAUGACCAAGUCGGAUCUCCAACUGAUUGGCGUAGUGCUGCAAGCACUCCUGUGAUCAAGGCAGAGACUCCCGUGGCUGCAAAGUACCCCAUCCCGCGAUCCAGCAAGAUGAACUUGGACCAUAUGAUCUGGCCCACCAACGAAAUGGAGACAAAGUACACCCCUGCCUCUCACUACGGCGGUAUGGUCAUGGAUGAGGAUGCUGCCAGGAUCGAGGAAGAGUUCAACAAGGCCUCACCCCCACCAGAGUCUUCAGAGCCCAACCCCAAGCGAAAGCUCCAGCGUCUCUCGUCUGGGACCAUGGAGGCAGUGCCAGCCAAGCGCGCCAACACACCCGGCAAGAACUCUAAUUCGGAGAAGGCAACACCCAACCAGCAAGGGUCCAACAAGAACAUACUCAAGCCCUUCCUUCGCAAGAUUGCCUCGUUUGCCCAUCGUUCAGAGGCAGCUCCAGUCCAAGAGCCAGAACCAACUCCUCAGCCACCAGCACUGCGAUCACACCCGUACCUCGUCCGCCAUCGUAUCUCGCCGGCUUCCUCCAGCACGAAUCUCCAAGAGUCAGAGGAGGUGACCAGCCCAGUGACACCUACAUCUCGGAGGAUGUCUUGGCAACAACAGCAGCAGGAUGAGUACCCGGAUCAGACCCAAGGCCAGGGCCAUGACCAGAUGCGACCACCACCUACUUUCCAAGCCAAAGCCCCGCCUCCACCUUAUAGUGGUCAGAAUCAAAUGACUCCUUACAAGGCAUCUGCAUCGACCCGAGGACGCCGCCAGCAUCGGUCCCGCGAGCCUUCCCUCUCAUCCUUGGCUUCUGAGCUGACUUUUGAGCCAACGCGAUCAAGUCUGUCUCCCAUGUGCGAGGAGCCACCUCGAACCCCAGGGUCGUCAGCCCACCCGGCGACACUUGCUCCUUUUUAUUUCCCACCAAGACCUCAGUCCAUCCAGGGCGAGUCUGGUCAUCCCUUGUCACCUCUUCGCGGUAACCGCGAGUCGAAUGUCGCUGGCGAGGACGAGGAGGAUAGCGCAAUGCAGUGCGACAACAACCCGUCUUUCCAAGCAGAGGGGUCAAGGAGCUUCCAAUCUGAACCCCUCUCUGCCUCUGUCGCAGCCGUCGCGGCCGCUCAGGGGAAGGGUAGGAGGACAACGUCGGAGAGGAUACCAACAGACGGUCUAAACGGAGGCUCAUCAACAUCAUCAGCACCAUCGCCCACAGCGACCCGUCAGCAACAACAUGCGACAGAGCACAGUGCACCAGCUGGUAGGCAAAGGAUCCCAAGUCAUGCGCCUUCACCCACGACCACCCAUCCUCCUGUUCAAUAUCCUCACCCUCAUUACGUUGCCUCCUACUCCCCUGCUGCUCCAACCAACCUGCAGUUGGUCCAGGAAUUCAAGGGGCUCUCGACGACGACGACCACAGCAGGAGGAGCAGCUCGCGGCCAGAACCCUCCACCCCCUGUCGCGAUCCCUCGCAACCCCCAAGCCAUCCUUCGGAGUCCGCAGGCGAUUCUCCCAGCCUUGUCAGCAACAAACAGUCGAUCGAUUCAACCACAGCCACCGGCCCUGGCCCCUCGUCCGUCUCGGCAGUUUGCUCCCAUCCGCCCAAGGACGCCCAUGAUGUCGGACGAAGACUCAAAAGACCGCGUAGCUCAGUUGAGUACUGAGACUGCAUUGUCUUCUUCGUCCUCUUCAUCUUCUACGGUCUCAAAGAAGAAGAGAGGAUCAGAGUCCAAGUCGUCCCAGCCUCAGACUCCCCAGGCACUGCGUCCUUUGGUGCCAGUAGUCGCGGUGGCCAAUGCACCACCACCCUACCGUCCCCCUUUUGUUGCAUACUCUUCCCCAUAUACCCCACACUUGCAUGUCGGUCCCAACGGCACUGGUGGAACAAUGAGACCGCCGCCCCAAAUGAUCAUGGCGGUUGAUUACUCACACGGUGCCGCAAUGAUGGCUGCCGGUGGUCGCCACGGUCACCACCCUCAAUUCAUUGCAACGACUGGGCCAGGUGGCCACGCAGGCGGGCCUCGACUGUUUAUCCCUGUGAUCCCUGUUAUGUAUAACAGACCGCCUUCUUCCGCCAACCUGCAGCUUGCUAUUGCUCCUUCGGGUGGUAGUAGGGCAGCAGCAGCUGGUGGUGGCAAGGCGACGACCACUCAUGCCAAGAUCGCACCUCGAUUGCAUCAUUAA